GGGGCGGUCGGGGCCCCCAGGGCAGCAGCAACAUGGAGCUGGGGGCUGCAGCCUUCGGCCUCUUCCUCCUCCUCCUCCUCCUGGGCCUGGGGUGGCUGGGCCCUGGCCGGGGGGGUGGCAAGGGGCUGCCCCCGGGACCCCGACCCUGGCCCCUGCUGGGCAACCUGGGCCAGGGGCUGCAGCCCCUGUACGAGGCCUACCGGCGGCUCUGGCAGCAGCACGGCGCCGUGUUCACGCUGUGGAUGGGCCCCCGGCCGACCGUGGUGCUGUGCGGGCACCGGGCCCUGCGCCAGGCCCUGCUGGAUCAUGGCGAGGCCAUGGCGGGCCGGCCCCACAUCCCCGCCCAGCACCUGGUCAGCCGGGGCUACGGGCUCGUGGGCAGCAGCGGGGAGCGGUGGCGGCAGCUGCGGCGCUUCACGCUGAGCGCCCUGCGGGACCUGGGCCUGAGCCGGCGCGUGAUGGAGACGCGGGUGCAGGAGGCGGCGCAGCGCCUGGCGCGGGACUGGCACCGCCACCAAGGGCGGGCGUUCGACCCCCAGCCCGACCUGUCCCGGGCCGUGUGCGGCGUCCUGGGCUCCCUGCUCUUCGGCCCCGACUUCGACCCCGAGGACCCGCCGGCCCGCGAAUUCCUGCAGCUCAGCGAAGCCUACAUGCGCUUCUUCCGCUCGCCCGCGGCCCAGCGCUACAACGCCUUCCCCGGGCUCCUGCACUGGCUGCCCGGGCAGCACCGCCGGGCCCUGCGGGAGGACACGCGGGUCCAGGCCUUCAUCCGCGCCCACAUCGACGCCCACCGCCGGCGCCCCGCGCCCCCGGCCCCCCAGGACUUCCUCGACUGCUACCUGCGGCGCCAGGAGCAGGAGCGCGGGAAGGCGGACACGGAGUUCGGGGACGAGAACCUGGUGGCUCUGGUCCGGUCCCUGUUCAUGGCGGGCACCGAGACGACCAUCAACACCCUUCAGUUCGGCCUCCUCGUGCUCUGCAAAUACCCUGACGUGCAAGCCCGCAUGCGCCAGGAGCUGGACGCGGCCGUGGGCCGGAGCCGCGCGCCGGGGGCCGAGGACCGCGCCCACCUGCCCUACGUGCUGGCCGUGCUGCACGAGCUGCAGCGCUACCUCGACCUGGUGCCCGGCGCCCUGCCCCACGCCACCACCCAGCCCCUCGACCUGCGCGGGCACCACCUGCCCCAGGGCACGACCGUGAUCCCACUGCUGACCUCGGCCCACUUCGAGGAGGGCGUGUGGGAGACCCCGGAGGACUUCAACCCUGGGCACUUCCUGGAUGAGAAGGGGGCGUUUCGCAAAAGAGAGGAGGCCAUGCCCUUCUCCAUAGGGAAGCGCGCCUGUCCCGGCGAGGGCCUGGCCCGGCUGGAGCUGCUCCUGUUCACCACCACCCUGCUGCAGAGCCUGGAGCUGGAGCCCGCGGGGCCGCCCGACGCCAUCGACUUGUGCGCCCUGCGCCGCGCCUUCCGCGGGUCCAGCCUGGCCUUCCAGCUCUGCGCCCGGCCCCGGGCCUAGCCCCGGCCCCUCUAGGCCCUGGUCCCGGGGCCCAGCCCCUGUGUCCUGCCGGGACCAGCCACGUGCACGAAUUAAAGCACUUGUGUCAA
Molecule: messenger RNA, 1603 nt
Organism: Alligator mississippiensis (American alligator)
Lineage: Eukaryota; Metazoa; Chordata; Crocodylia; Alligatoridae
Product: cytochrome P450 2B4
Exons: 9
Coding region: 33-1514 (493 amino acids)
Biological process (GO): xenobiotic metabolic process
Cellular component (GO): intracellular membrane-bounded organelle; cytoplasm
Molecular function (GO): oxidoreductase activity, acting on paired donors, with incorporation or reduction of molecular oxygen, reduced flavin or flavoprotein as one donor, and incorporation of one atom of oxygen; heme binding; iron ion binding
Source: RefSeq, a predicted model, not a curated record